AUAUAACAACUUCACCAGAAGAAAUGCAUAAUUCAUUCAAUUUGGAAUAUUUAAAGCAGAUGAGAAGUAAUAAUAUGAUGAGUUCAGAAAUAUCACAUAAUGUUAGUAAAAAAAUGAGAUAUUCAACUAGAUUUGGAGUUCUUAAAAAAGCUCUAAAUUUGUCUAUUUCUUUGAACUGUAAUGAUGAAUUGUUGAACAUUUUAUAUCACUUUAUUGGAGAUAGGCAAAAAUUAAGCACCAAUUAUUCUAUUAUUAAUAAUAAUAACAACAAAGAUCACACAAAUACAAAUCAGAAUUCUGAUAAUUCUUAUGUUUCUAUUCAAGUAACUGAUUCUCUCAGACAGGCAUUAGCACCUUUAGAUGAAAACAUACAAUCGAAUAAGUCUAUAUUCAAAGAAUCUAAUGAUGUUUAUAAUGAGGUUAAUCAAGAUAAUGAAUUUUCAGCUGAUAAUCAG
Racocetra persica is the source of this 455-nucleotide messenger RNA. NCBI's taxonomy places the organism in Eukaryota, Fungi, Glomeromycota, Glomeromycetes, Diversisporales, Gigasporaceae. The record is from the annotation of a GenBank genome assembly.